GUACUUAGCGCUUAGCUUCCUUCAUGUGCUCCAGCUUCCGCUCGUUGCUGCCAGGUCUCCGCACAGUCGCUGCAAGAUGUCCCCGGUCACAAAUUUGCACGUCCUUGAGAACAUAUGCUACCGAAGCAGCGCCGGAUUAUGACCACAAGCCCUCACAUUAUGGCCAACCACUCUUUCAGUCACACCCCCACCUACUCAGGCCCAAUGAACUCACGCCUGGGAUUCCGUCCGAAGAAUACGAGCGGCGUCGGAAAGACCUCAUGGAUAGCCUACCUAGCAAUAGCGUGGUAGUUUUGAUUGCUGCACCUGUUAAAUACAUGAGCGGAAGACUUUAUCAAGUCUGCGCUGAUUGCUUGCCUAACAUUAUGGCUUCAAGUUACAAAUACCGCCAAGCCUCUGACUUCUGGUAUCUCACUGGUUUCGAAGAGCCCGAUUCCGCUGUUGUCCUAGAGAAGAAUGCGUCUUCUCGAGGAUAUAGGAUGACACUGUUCUCGAACGGGAAGGACUCUGCGAAAGAGAAGUGGGAUGGCCCAAGGACAAGCUUUGACGAUGCUCUGAAUGUUUUUAAAGCGGACGACGCCCUUACAAUUAAGGCUUUUCCGACUCAACUGCGAUCUAUGAUAAGCCUUUACUCUAAUGUUUAUAUUGACCUGCCCCAAUCUCAGCGCAAAAAUGUGCGCUCAACCAAGUCAUUGCUUCGGUACCUUUCGCCUCCUGUCAAUCCUCGGUCAGAGUACGAGACUGUCGUGGAGUCAUUGUCGAGCUCCCGGCGGAAACCUCUUGCUCCUCUCAUUGCCCAAUUAAGAACGUUCAAGAGUGUCUGCGAGCAACAAGUCAUGAGAAUGGCUGCUGACAUUAGCGGCCGCUCCCUUGCAAAGACAAUGCGCUUUACGCGACCCGGCAUCUCAGAAAGUGCACUAGCAGCUCAUUUUGAAUAUUUGUGUAGUCUGUCGGGUUCACAGCGCCUUGCAUAUGUCCCCGUUGUUGCAUCUGGGCCAAAUGCCCUCAUCAUACACUAUACGUCAAAUAAUCAAGUUGUACAAGAUGGCGAGAUGAUUUUGAUGGACGCAGGAUGUGAAUACAACGGUUACGCGUCUGACCUCACUCGCACAUAUCCAGCCAAUGGCUCCUUUACACCUCCGCAAAAGGAGCUAUAUGGCGCGGUGUUGUCCGCACAGAAGGCUUUGGUCGGGUUAUGCACGGAGGCAGAGGGAUUGAGUCUUCAUGAUUUGCAUCGAAAAUCUUGCGACCUCCUCAGACAGGAGCUGAAACAGAUAGGGUUUGCUCUCCAUACAGGAGACCUGGAGAGAGUUCUUUACCCUCAUUUCCUCAGUCAUCCGAUCGGGAUCGAUUUGCAUGAAUCAUCGCAUUCAGACAGAGGAGAGCUGUACGUGGUUCUUGUAGUUUCGUCUUCGUUAGAUCUAGAGUUCAUCAUCCAUUCAAGAUUGAAAGCCGGUAUGGUUAUUACUGUAGAGCCAGGGAUAUAUGUUCCGCCUACCGCUCAGUUCCCAAAGCACUUCCAUAACAUUGGCAUCCGGAUAGAGGACGAGGUCCUUGUUGGCGAGAAACACCCCGUGGUUCUCAGCGUUAGCGCACCAAAGGAGAUUGCAGAUAUAGAGGGUGCAUGUCAGGGACUGUUGGGACUGGAGCCAAUUUGA
Messenger RNA from Suillus clintonianus, 1658 nucleotides. Its product is annotated as peptidase M24. Lineage: Eukaryota; Fungi; Basidiomycota; Agaricomycetes; Boletales; Suillaceae. Gene Ontology annotation, cellular component: mitochondrion. The transcript is spliced from 13 exons. The record is from RefSeq and is a predicted model, not a curated record. The coding region runs from base 24 to 1658 and encodes 544 amino acids. Gene Ontology annotation, molecular function: manganese ion binding; metalloaminopeptidase activity.